CUCCGCCCCGGAAAGGUCCCUCUCAGGCGGCGGCGUGGCGGUCCCGGUCCCGCGAAGAUGGUGCGGAAACUGAAAUACCACGAGCAGAAGCUGCUGCGGCGGCUGGACCUGGUGAACUGGGAGGCGUCGGGAGGGAACCUAGCGGAGGUGCGGGCGCUGCGGCGGUACCGGGUGGGCCGGCGGGAGGACUACGUGCAGUACAAGGCGCUGGCCCGCGCCGUGCGCGCCCUGGCCCGGCGGCUCCGCGACCUGAGCCCGGCCAGCGCCGCCUUCCGCGCUCGCUGCGCCGCCGCCCUGCUGGAGAAGCUCUACGGGCUGGGGCUGGUGAACAGCCGGCAGUCGCUGGCCGUCUGCGAGAGCCUCUCGGCCGCCGCCUUCUGCCGCCGGCGCCUGCCGUGCCUGCUGGUGAAGCUGCGCAUGGCGCAGAACCUGCGCCACGCCGUCACCUUCGUGGAGCAGGGCCACGUCCGCGUGGGGCCCGAGGUGGUGACGGACCCCGCGCUCCUGGUGCCCCGCGCCGUCGAGGACUUCAUCACCUGGGUGGACGCGUCGCGCCUGCGGCAGAAGGUGCUCGACUACAACCAGGAGCGCGACGACUUCGACCUGGCCGCCUAGGGCUGCCCGGCUGCCCUUCUGCCCAGCCUCACAGGACACCGAUAAAACCACGGCGCUGCCAUCACGGGAUAGUCACACACCUGCAAAGGGAGCCAGAAGGAAACUGUGUGCUUCCAGUGUCGAACUGACCUGCUCCUGGCUCCCUUUUGCAGCUACUGGUUCCAUUCAUCCAUGCAGAGGAAUGUCCUUUACACAUCCACUGCUUCGAGGAUACGUCCAGUGGCCCAGCUCCAUUGUUGUCUCCAGCGUUCCCAGCUCCACUGUCAUUCCUGGCAUUCCCAGCUUCACAUCAGCCCAGCAGCUCAGCUCCGUCAUCAUCCCCAAUGUGCCUCCAUCGUCAUCCCUGGCAUGCUGUCCUGGUUUAGGCCAAAUUUUCUAUCUUCCCUGCUUUGCUCUCAGAUCUAGUUUUGAAGGUGCAGAACUUAUUUCUGGGCUAAACAGACAGAUGGGGAUACCACCAUCUCAAAGUCACCCCAGGACACAGCCCAGCUCCAUCAUCCUUAAAAGUGCAUCUCCAUCAUCCUUACAUCCCAUAAAGCAGAAGUGUUUGGAAAAGUCUCUGCCCAGUCACAGGAGAGGAUUUUGGUCGGGCUUAAGUGCUUGGCAGCUUAAUAGCAGCUGCUGGAAGGGGUUUUAAGCCAAGCCGAGUGCUUGUUUUAAGACUGAGUUUAGCAGCUUCUCUGCUCUUUUUCCAAGAGUUUGUCCUGGUUCUUCCUUCAGCUGUUGAAUGCACAGGAAUCAGUUACUUCUAGAAGGGUUUUCCCUUGAUAUCAAGGAGAGAAUGCAGGGAUUUCUGGGGUUCAGCAGUAAAACAGAAGGCCAAAUACUGCGUUUCUGGAACUGUUAAAGUUUUAGCUAAAAACAUAAUUAAAACAAAAACCGACAAAAAACUUUAUUGUCAUGUUGUAAAGGGAAGUUUGAUGCUUUGAGUUCAGUGUCUUUGCUGUGUGGGGUUCCAGGUGACCAGUAGGCAUCAUUUAUGGAACAGGAUCUAACUGGGGACAUGCUGGAGCAAAAGCUGAUCUAACCAUAACUGCAGAUUUGGGGGAACUUUUGCAUUUUAGUGCAUUAGCCAGUUGGGAACUUUGUUCCCUUUUGAUAAAAAAAGCAGAAAAACAAAAAUAAAACUGUUGGGGUUUUUUAGCUGGUGAAGAAAUGUGUGGACUGCUUUAUGAUAUAGUUUCUCUGAGUUUUUUCCGAUUUUUAAAUGUUCCAGUAAGCCCUGUUUGCCACCUUUCAGAACUUUUUUUUUUUAAUUUAAGUUUUUAUGUAACUUAUGUAAGUCUGGUUUUAUUUGAAUAGCUAGAAGGCUAUUACUGAGUUCUAACACGUUUAUGCUAAGAAUGCCCUCUUUCCCUUACCCCAGGCUAUGAAAGGAUUUGGCAGUAGGUUAGGAGCAGAGCUGUGACUGUCCAUCCCAAAUCCAAAGAGUUGGAGUGCAGCCACUGUCAAAUUUCUGGAUUUAGAUGCCUUAGUGUGGCUUUUUUUGAACAGAAAAAGUGUUUAGGUGAGGUAUGUUUUGUAGGUAUUGCAUGACCACAAUCUGUCACCAAACAUUAUGUCAAGUUUUUAUAAGGCAAACAGAAUGUUUACAUUCUUCCCAAUCUAAUAAGCCAGCUGUAUUAAGCAGAACAAUUAUUAAAGCAGUAAUAGAUAUUUAGAAAAGGACACUAAAUGGGUGGAUAAACCCUUUGCCUACUACUGUUGUUUGUACUUGAAUUUAUUUCAGUAAUCAUAACCUCAACAACAUCUUAACCUUUUUCUUAAGAGUGUGCACCUUGCUUAUGGUAAGAGAUUGAAAAUUUGUGAAAAGUUUCACACCUGAAGCCUGACUUUUAAACACCUUCUCAGCUUCCUUUUCCUCUAGAAAAAUGCCAUUAUUUCUUGGGAAAUUUAGAAGGUGCUUUAUUCAGGUGCAGGUAAAACUAGUGCUUUUGCUGUGCCUUACUCUUUUGGGGAAAUCUAAUUAACAGCACAGUGACUGUGCAAGGCAUUUUACUAAUGAGAUGCUGAACUCCCGCUCUGCCCUGUGUGUCCAGCCCUUGAAAGAGUUGCAGAAAAGGAAAUAGCACACCUCCAGCCUCUCAGCCUCUGCAGUUUACAUCAUUAGCUCAUUCCUUUUGUAUUAAACCAACUUUUUAUCCUUUAUCUGUGCACUUCAGCAUCUGCAGCAGAAAUGACCCUGUGGGCUGUAAGGCAGUGGGAAUUGAUUUCCCAAGAAAUAUGUGGGAUAACAGCAUCCAUCACCCCUGCUCUCCUCCUGUGGUACUGGAAAUCAAAUUCUUAUGUUCUCUGAGAA
Molecule: messenger RNA, 2914 nt
Organism: Prinia subflava (tawny-flanked prinia)
Lineage: Eukaryota; Metazoa; Chordata; Aves; Passeriformes; Cisticolidae
Gene: IMP3
Product: IMP U3 small nucleolar ribonucleoprotein 3
Exons: 1
Coding region: 58-615 (185 amino acids)
Biological process (GO): rRNA processing; ribosomal small subunit biogenesis
Cellular component (GO): small ribosomal subunit; Mpp10 complex; small-subunit processome
Molecular function (GO): structural constituent of ribosome; rRNA binding; snoRNA binding
Source: RefSeq, a predicted model, not a curated record